AUGGGAGCCCUGGUGCCUGUGCUCUACUUGGCAAUCAUUUGCAUCUGGCUGCCCCAGGGCGAGCAGGCUGUGAAGUCCUGGCGGGUCCAGCGUCAGGCUGCAGCACCCACACUGUGGGCCAGUGCAGAGCUGGAGCCCCAGCAGGCCCCAGAAACCAGUCACAGCUACCAGGAGGAGACCCUUGCCUUAGAGGAUGCCACAACAGCGAUGAGAAGCCAGGAGGCUGAAGGCCUGGACUCUGUGGUCAUGUCUUCCUGGGAAAGGCGGCUCCAUCGGGCAAAAUGUGCACCAUCUUACUUGUUCUCCUGCUUCAAUGGGGGCGAGUGUGUAUACCCGGCCUUCUGUGACUGCAGACGCUUCAAUGCCACUGGACCACGCUGCCAAAUGGUGUACAACGCCGGGCCUGAGCGGGACAGCAUCUGCCGCACAUGGGGGCAGCACCAUGUGGAGACAUUUGAUGGCCUCUACUAUUACCUCUCUGGAAAGGGCAGCUACAUGCUGGUGGGGCACCACGAAGCUGAGGGCCAGAGCUUCUCUGUCCAGGUGCAUAAUGACCCACAGUGCGGCUCGGCCCCCUAUACCUGCUCAAGAUCUGUCAGUCUCUUCCUUGCGGGUGAGCAGGAGAUUCGUCUGGCCAAGGAGGUCACCCAUGGAGGCAUGAGAGUCCAACUGCCACAUGUGAUGGGAGGUGUGCAUCUGCAGCAGCUGGCGGGCUAUGUCAUUGUGCGACAUCGGUCAGCCUUCACACUGGCUUGGGAUGGUGCCUCAGCGGUCUACAUCAAGAUGAGCCCAGAGUUCCUGGGCGGGACACAUGGGCUGUGUGGAAACAACAAUGCUGACCCCCAGGAUGACCUGGUAACCAGCUAUGGGAAGCUGACAGAUGAUGUGACUGAAUUUGUGCACAGCUGGCAGGAGCAGCCUCCCAACCACCCUCCAGGGCCUGUAACUUCUUCUCUUCCUCGCCCACCAUGCCUCCAGCAGAGUCUGGGAACCAUGCAGGGUGUGUAUGAGCGAUGUGAGGCACUGCUAAGGACACCCUUUGAUGCCUGCCAUGCCUAUGUCAGCCCUCUGCCCUUCACAGCCAGCUGUACCAGUGAUCUAUGCCAAUCAGGAAGUGAUGAAGCCACCUGGUGCCGAGCACUGACAGAAUAUGCUCGGGCAUGCGCACAAGCUGGGCGGCCCCUGCAGGGCUGGAGGGCCCAUCUUCAACAAUGCACUGUGCACUGCAAAGAGAAGGUCUUUACCUACAAUGAGUGCAUCACCUGCUGCCCUGCUUCCUGUCAGUCCCGGGUGUCCUGCGUGGACAGCGAGAUCGCUUGUGUGGAUGGCUGCUACUGUCCCAAUGGGCUGAUCUUCGAGGAUGGGAGCUGUGUGGCACCAGCUGAGUGUCCCUGUGAGUUCCAUGGAACCCUGUACCCGCCUGGCUCUGUGGUGAAGGAAGACUGCAAUGCCUGCACCUGCACUGCUGGCAAAUGGGUGUGCAGCACAGCUGUUUGCCCAGCGGAAUGCUCAGUGACUGGUGACAUCCAUUUCACGACCUUUGAUGGGCGUCGAUAUACAUUUCCUGCCACAUGUCAGUACAUCCUGGCCAAGAGCCGCUCGUCAGGCACCUUCACGGUGACGCUGCAGAAUGCGCCAUGUGGUCUGAAUCAGGAUGGAGCCUGUGUCCAGUCAGUGUCAGUCAUUCUGCACCAGGAUCCUCGGAGGCAGGUGACCCUGACCCAGGCAGGGGACGUCCUUCUUUUUGACCAGUACAAGAUCACCCCACCCUACACAGACGAUGCUUUCGAGAUCCGGAAGCUGUCCUCUGUGUUCCUGAGGGUGAGGACCAACGUAGGUGUGCGGGUGCUCUAUGACCGGGAAGGGUUGCGGCUCUACCUGCAGGUAGACCAGCGAUGGGUGGAGGACACCGUGGGCCUCUGUGGCACCUUCAAUGGCAACACACAGGACGACUUCCUGUCCCCAGUGGGUGUGCCUGAGAACACCCCACAACUCUUUGGUAACUCUUGGAAAACACUGUCUGCCUGUUCCCCAUUGGCUCCUGGCUCUCUGCUGGACCCCUGUGAUAUGCACCUGCAAGCUGCCUCUUAUGCACUGCAGUCCUGCAGCGUGCUCACAGGGGAGCUGUUUGCGCCCUGCUCUGCCUACCUGAGUCCUGUACCCUACUUGGAGCAGUGCCGCCGGGAUGCCUGUCGCUGUGGGCAGCCCUGCCUGUGUGCCACGCUGGCCCACUAUGCCCGCCUGUGCUGGCGCCAUGGGCUCCCAGUGGACUUCCGUGCUCACCUGCCAGCUUGUGCACUGUCCUGUGAGGCCACCAAGGAGUAUAGCCCUUGUGUGGCCCCUUGUGGACAAACCUGCCAGGAUCUGGCCAAUCCUGAGCCUUGUGGGGUUGAUAGUGGCGAUAACUUCAGCAGGGACGAAUGUGUGGAAGGCUGCACCUGCCCACCAGACACAUAUCUGGACAUGCAAGCUGACCUUUGUGUCCCCAGGAACCAGUGCUCCUGCCACUUCCAAGGAGUAGAUUAUCCUCCGGGGGACAGUGACAUCCCAUCCUUGGGCCACUGCCAUUGCAAAGAUGGUGUCAUGAGCUGUGACAGCAGAGCCCCAGCUGUAGCCUGCCCAGAAGGCCAGGUCUUUGUGAACUGUAGUGACCUGCACACAGACCCGGAGCUGAGCAGGGAGAGGACAUGUGAGCAGCAGCUGCUGAACUUGAGCGUGCCAGCUCGGAACCCUUGCCUGUCAGGCUGUGCCUGUCCCCAGGGCCUGCUUAGGCAUGGGGACAUGUGUUUUCCACCAGAGGAGUGCCCUUGCACUUGGAAGGGGAAGGAGUAUUUCCCUGGGGACCAGGUGAUGUCACCCUGUCAUACUUGUGUGUGCCAGCGGGGCUCAUUCCUGUGUACCCUGCACCCCUGCGCCUCAACCUGCACUGCCUAUGGUGACCGGCAUUACCGCACAUUUGAUGGGCUCCCAUUCGACUUUGUAGGGGCCUGCAAAGUACACCUGGUCAAGAGCACAUCCAAUUUCAGCUUCUCUGUGAUUGUAGAAAAUGUGAACUGCUACAGCUCUGGCAUCAUCUGCAGGAAGUUUAUUUCCAUCAACGUUGGGAACUCACUCAUCAUCUUUGAUGAUGACUCAGGGAACCCUAGUCCCGAGAGCUUCCUGGAUGAGAAGCAGGAAGUCCACACCUGGCGAGCAGGGUUCUUCACGCUCGUGCAUUUCCCACGGGAGCACAUCACCCUCCUGUGGGACCAGAGAACCACCGUGCACAUCCAAGCUGGGCCUCAGUGGCAGGGUCAGUUGGCAGGCCUGUGUGGGAACUUCGACUUAAAAACCAUCAAUGAGAUGCACACCCCGGAGAACCUAGACUUAACAAACCCCCAGGAGUUUGGCAGCAGUUGGGCUGCAGUUGAGUGCCCAGAAACUCUGGACCCCAGGGACACCUGUGUUCUGAAUCCUCUCCGAGAGCCAUUCGCCAGAAAGGAGUGCGGCAUCCUCCUCAGCUCCGUGUUUGAGACCUGCCACCCAGUGGUUGAUGUCACUUGGUUUUACUCAAACUGCCUGACCGACACAUGCGGAUGCAGCCGGGGUGGUGACUGCGAGUGCUUCUGUGCCAGCGUGUCUGCCUAUGCCCACCAGUGCUGCCAGCACGGGGUGGCUGUGGACUGGAGGACCCCCCGCCUCUGCCCAUAUGAUUGUGACUUCUUUAACAAAGCACUAGGUAAGGGCCCCUAUCAGCUGUCCAGCGUGGCGGCUGGUGGUGCCCUGGUGGUCAUGAAGGUGCUGGGAAAUGACAUAGCCCUAGUGAGGGCAAAGGAUGUGGCUCCAGGAGACAUUGUGAGCUUCUUGCUGACAGCUGCUCUGUACAAGGCCAAGGUCCACGACCCGGAUGUGGUAUCCCUGGAAGCAGCAGACAGACCCAACUUCUUCCUCCAUGUCACAGCCAAUGGGUCUUUAGAACUGGCUAAGUGGCAGGGCAGUGAAACCUUCCACAACCACGCCUCCUUCUCACUGCAUCGAGGGACAUGGCAGGCAGGCCUGGUGGCCCUGGAGUCCCUGGCAAAACCUGGCUUCUUCUUCCACGUGUCUGGCCUGGGACUGGCCUUGCGGCUGUAUGAGCACACAGAGGCCUUCCGCCAGGGCACACUCUUCCAUCUUCUGGAUGCUAAGCCCUCAGGAGCUGCCUACCCCAUCUGUGAGUGGCGCUACGAUGCCUGUGCCAGCCCCUGCUUCCAAACCUGCCGGGACCCCCAGGCAGCCAGCUGUCAGGAUGUGCCCAGGGUAGAAGGAUGUGUCCCUGUGUGCCCUGCUCCCAAGGUCCUGGAUGAAGUUACACAGAGAUGUGUCUACCGGCAGGACUGUGUAGAGCCAACGGUUUGGAUUCCCACAGAGGCACCUGGCAACAAGACCUUGGCAUCCAGUCAAGUCCUGAGCACUCUCAGUGACAAGCAGCUGCAGCCUCCACUGGACACAACCAGGGCCCCCAGUCACGAGCCUGCCCUCACCCCAACCAUCCCCUUUACCUCAGCCUCAAACCCACCAAUGGCAGCCACCAAAGGGUCAAUGCUGGCCUCAGGUCCCACCAAGCCUGCCCUGCAGCAUCUGACAGGGUUCACUGUGUCCAAUCUCCCUGCCCACCCCACAGAGGCCCCUGGCAGCAAGGGAGUGACCACCACCUUCCGGGCAACCUCCCACCUCCUGGAAUCCUCGUCUCAUCCCAUGUUGAUGCACACACCCACACCUGGCAUGUUAUCAGGAGCCACGGAGACAACCAAGGUGACCAUGACCUUUGCAGGGAGCCACAAUGUCACAGUUUCCUCCCGAUCAUCCCCUGUACCUCGCUUCCCAUUUGUGACCAAAGCUGUGACAGUCCCAGCUCGUGGCUCUUUGCCUGUUAGGACAACGCUCCUGCAGCCCUCCUUGCCAGCAAGUUCCUCCUCCAAGCCUGUGGCUUCCCCUGGAGUUACCUCCAGCUCUGCCACCUCCUCGAGGUCCCACAAAUCCUUGCUGACAUCUGCAGUGACUAAGGUUAUGAACAAGACAGGGAUGCCCCAGCCCACCCAGGCGAGCCUUUCAAGUCCCAGUAGCCCCCUGGCCAUGGCGAGUGCAGCUGCAGCUUGGGCUCCUGUCAGCCCUCUUGUCACCAAGGGCAUGGAGGUGUUGUCAUCCACAGAGAAGGGAGAGCUUGAGCACAGCCAUCCUGUGGGAAUGCCAGUGUCCUCACAUGCAAGCCCAGUCCCCACUGCCCUGCCCCAUCCAGCCCAACAUACUACCGUAGCCACCAGGCCUCCAACUCUGCUCCCAGGGACCUCAGCUGCUGCUGGCCCAUCCACAGUUGCUCACGGCGUGGGGGCUACAGCUUUAGGGUCUCUGGAAUCAACUCGUCCAUCCCAGCUCCUCUCUGGCCUGCCUCCUGACACCAGCCUGCCCCUGGCCAAAGUGGGCACAUCUGCUCCAGCGGCCACACUCGGCUCCAAAGGCUCUGUUCUCACCCCUCCACUUCAGCCGCAGGCCACAUCUCUGGCGGUGGCCACAAUUCCCCCUGCUCAGACACUGAGCCCAGCAGUGCCUCUCACCCCAGCUGUGAUAGCUCAGGUGCACCCACCCAGCCAUGUGACACCCCAGGUAACAGGCACAGCACCAAGUCUCCUUUUGGCAACCACACUGCCAACUUCUGGAGUCAUGGCCAUGCCUGCAGGGGCAGCUCCCACAGUAUCUAUUGCCUCACGCAAGAGCACCACCCAGAAAAUGGCCAUUCUUUCUAAGCAAGUAUCCCUGCCCACUUCCCUCUAUAGCUCUGUCCAAGGCAGAUCCACUGAGCUCACACCUACUGUACGCCACACUGUUGCCCCCCUGGUGACAAAAGCUGAGGGCCCUUGGGCUGGCACUGUGCCAGUGGUGCCUACAUCCUAUCCCUUGAGCCACUCCUCAGCCAGGACAGCCUCCCGGGAAAGCUCUCUAGUUCUGCUGCCUCAGCUGGUGGAAGCCCAUGGGACCUCAGCAGGACCCCAACCCCCAGAAGAGCCAGUGGGCGAGGCCACCACAGAACAGUCUGGACGCUCCGCACCAGCCCAGGGCAUCGCACAAGGGUCAGCAGAGGCCUUUGUGACUUCCAUGGAGGCGAAUGCAUCUGCCAGCUGUGUUCCCAUUGCUGAGCAGGACUGCGUCCGCCAUAUUUGUCUAGAAGGCCAGCUGAUCCGUGUGAACCAAUCCCAGCACUGUCCUCAGGGUGCUGCACGCCUUCAUUGUGGGGUCCUAGGCCUUGCUGUUCGGGUGGGUGGAGAUCGCUGUUGCCCCAUCUGGGAGUGUGCCUGCCGAUGCUCAAUCUUUCCUGACUUGAGCUUUGUGACCUUUGAUGGAAGCCACGUGGCCCUGUUCAAGGAAGCCAUCUACAUCCUCAGCCAGAGCGCAGAUGAAAUGAUCACUGUCCAUGUCCUGGAUUGCAAAAGUGCCAACCUGGGACACUUGAACUGGCCCCCAUUCUGUCUGGUGAUACUGAAUGUGACUCAUCUGGCCCAUCAGAUUACCAUCGAUCGCUUCAACAGGAAGGUGACCAUGGAUUCCCAGGCUGUGUGGCCACCUGUAAGCAGGUAUGGGUUCAGAAUUGAGGAUACAGGCCACAUGUAUGUGGUCCAGACACCCUCAAACCUCCAGAUCCAGUGGCUCCACAGCUCAGGACUCAUGAUCCUGGAGGCUAGCAAAGCCAGCAAAGGCCAAGGCCGUGGCCUAUGUGGUAUCUGUGAUGGAGAUGCAGCCAAUGACCUCACCUUAAAGGAUGGGUCUGUGGUGGGUGGAGCUGAGGCCGAGGACCCUGCUCCCUUUUUGGACAGCUGGCAAGUGCCCAGUUCCUUGACUUCAGAGGGCCAGACCCGCUUCCGCCCAGACAGCUGCACCACGGCUGACUGCUCUCCCUGCCUCCGUAUGGUGUCCAACCACACCUUCAGUGCCUGCCACCGCUUUGUCACCCCAGAGUCAUUCUGUGAGCUGUGGAUCCGGGACACCAAGUACGUGCAGCAGCCCUGCGUGGCACUGACUGUAUAUGUGGCUAUGUGCCACAAGUUCCACGUGUGUAUUGAGUGGCGGCGUUCUGACUAUUGCCCCUUCCUGUGCUCCAGCGACUCCACCUACCAGGCAUGCGUAGCAGCCUGUGAGCCCCCUGAGACAUGCCAGGAUGGGCUUCUGGGCCCACUGGACGCUGAGCAGUGCCAGGUAUUGGGAGAAGGCUGUGUGUGCUCUGAGGGCACCAUCCUGCACCGGCGCCACUCUGCACUCUGCAUCCCUGAGGACAAGUGUGCCUGCACCGACAGCACAGGGGUGCCCAGGGCCCUGGGGGAGACCUGGAACAGCUCUCUCAGUGGGUGCUGCCAGCACCAGUGCAAAGCCCAAGACACCAUUGUCCCUGUGGAUCUGGACUGUCCGGGUCCCCGGCCUGAAAGCUGCCCACGCUUUGGGGAGGUCAUCUUGUUCCUGCCUACUGAGGACCCCUGCUGCCUGGGAUCUGUCUGUGUGUGUAACCAGACUCUGUGUGAAGGGCUUGCCCCCACCUGCCGCCCAGGGCACCGGCUCCUCACCCACUUUCAGGAGGACUCUUGCUGCCCCAGUUACAGCUGUGAAUGUGACCCUGAUCUGUGCGAGGCAGAGCUGAUUCCCAGUUGCCGCGAGGACCAGAUCUUGAUCACAGGCCGUCUGGGGGACUCAUGCUGCACUUCCUACUUCUGUGCCUGUGGCGAUUGUCCAGAUCCCAUCCCUGAGUGUCAGGAAGGGGAGGCACUCACUGUGCACAGGAACACCACGGAACUCUGCUGCCCUCUGUACCAGUGUGUGUGUGAGAGCUUUCGUUGCCCCCAAGUGCAGUGUGGCAUAGGCACUGCCCUGGUGGAGGUAUGGAGCCCGGACCGCUGCUGUCCCUACAAGUCCUGUGAAUGUGACUGUGAUACUAUUCCUGUGCCUCGGUGCCAUCUGUGGGAGAAGUCCCAGCUGGACCAGGAGUUCAUGCAUAGCAUGGAGAAUGUGUGUGGCUGCGCCAAGUACGAGUGUGUAAAAGCGCCCGUGUGUUUGAGCCGCGAGCUGGGAGUGAUGCAGCCUGGCCAGACAGUGGUGGAGCUCUCGGCAGAUGGUGUGUGCCACACCUCUCGCUGCACAGAUGUGCUGGACCCCCUCACCAGCUUCUACCAGAUCAAUACUACUUCUGUGCUGUGUGACGUUCACUGUGAGGCGAACCAGGAGUAUGAGCACCCACGGGAUCUGGCAGCCUGCUGUGGCUCCUGCAGGAAUGUGUCCUGCCUCUUUACUUUCCCCAACGGCACCACCUCCCUGUUCUUGCCAGGGACAUCUUGGAUUGCAGACUGUGCCCGCCACCACUGUGGCAGCACUCCCCUGGGUGCUGUGCUUGUUCGCUCGCCCAUCAGCUGCCCACCACUCAAUGAGACAGAGUGUGCCAAGGUCGGGGGCUCUGUUGUACCUUCCUUGGAAGGAUGUUGCAGGACAUGUAAAGAGGAUGGACGCUCCUGCAAGAAGGUGACCAUUCGCAUGACCAUCCGCAAGAAUGAAUGCCGGAGCAACACUCCUGUGAAUCUGGUAUCCUGUGAUGGAAGAUGCCCAUCCGCCAGCAUCUACAACCAUAACAUCAACACCUAUGCUCGCUUCUGCAAGUGCUGCCGUGAGGUGGGGCUGCAGCGGCGCUCUGUGCAACUCUUCUGUGCCACCAAUGCCACCUGGGUGCCCUACACGGUGCAGGAACCCACUGACUGCGCCUGCCAGUGGUCCUGAGGCCUGGAUGCCUCAUCCCCACUACUCACACAUUCUAGCUGGCCCAGGGAGAGUGACAGGAUGGUUAAGGGUGGUGGA
This is a messenger RNA of Perognathus longimembris pacificus (Pacific pocket mouse), 8844 nucleotides long. It is a transcript of the gene Otog, whose product is annotated as otogelin. Gene Ontology annotation, cellular component: extracellular matrix. Gene Ontology annotation, biological process: L-arabinose metabolic process. Lineage: Eukaryota; Metazoa; Chordata; Mammalia; Rodentia; Heteromyidae. The record is from RefSeq and is a predicted model, not a curated record. Gene Ontology annotation, molecular function: protein binding; alpha-L-arabinofuranosidase activity.